This is a messenger RNA of Nycticebus coucang (slow loris), 2016 nucleotides long. It is a transcript of the gene ERICH6B, whose product is annotated as glutamate rich 6B. The transcript has 13 exons. The record is from RefSeq and is a predicted model, not a curated record. NCBI's taxonomy places the organism in Eukaryota, Metazoa, Chordata, Mammalia, Primates, Lorisidae. The coding region runs from base 1 to 2016 and encodes 671 amino acids.
AUGUCUGCUGAAAAUAAUCAGCCAUCAGGAGCAUCAUCUCCUCACUCUCCCACAGCUUCCCCGCAUUCCACACAGAGCUUAUCUACAGGGGAAGAGAAUACUGAAAUAAAACUAGAUGAGGAAAGUUGUCAGGAUGAAUCUCUAUUUCCUAAAGAGGAAGAGUAUCUGGAGGAGGAAGAGCACUUGGGGGAGGAAGAGUUUCAGGAGGAGCAAGAGCAUCUGCAGGGGGAAGAGUAUCUUAAUGGGGAAGAGCAUCUGGAGGAGGAAGAGCAUCUGGAGGAGGAAGAACAUCUGGAGGAAGAAGAGCAUCUGGAGGAGGAAGAGUAUCUGGAGGAAGAACAGCAUCUGGAGGAGGAGGAGUAUCUGGAGGAGGAGGAGUAUCUGGAGGAGGAAGAGCAUCUGGAAGAGGAAGAGCAUCUGAAGGGGGAAGAGUAUCUACAAGAGAAAGAGUAUCUGAGGGGGAAAACAUAUCCAUAUGAAGAGUCUCUGCUUGAAAAUUAUCUGAAAGAGGGUGAGUAUCUGGAAGAGAGCAAUUAUCUAAAGGAGGAAAAGUAUCUACAAGGGAAGAGUACCUGGAAGGAGGACCAGGCAGUGGAGAGGGAACAUGAGUGCCAUUUAUUUGUCUGCUUGGUGGCAAAUAGGAAAGAACUCAAGGCAUUGAAAACCAAGCAUCAUCUUGACACACGGAGCCCAGACACCGACUCCUCUCAAGCCACCACUCCCUCCACUGUCUCACGGACCAGUGAAGUUACCUCUUCUCACGUCUACGAACCUGUCAUGGGGUCUCCUUAUGUUCCCCGGACGCCUUCUCCACCCCUCAUGGUAGACAAGGCCAAUCAGACGGAGUGGGCCUACGAGGGCGUUCUGGUGACAACUGUAAAAUCGAAAUUAGAAACAGAUCAAGAAACCACCAUGAAGUCUGGUUCAGAAGUCAUGGAGUUUGUUUCAAAUGCGAACUUCUGGGAGACUGUAUCAGAGGAACACAUGGAAAGGCUGGAAGUUGAAGACUUUGAGCAAAAUUUUCUCACCAGCUCCUAUCAGUCAAUUUUUAAGACAAUAGUCAAAGAAAUGACUGCUCUCAACGAAGUAGAAGGAGACGUUGACAUUCCCCUGGCUAACCUCGUGGAGAGUGGAAACAGAAGGAAACUGGCAACUCUGCUGAAGAAAAAUUAUGAAAAGUACAAGGAAGCACUCUUGUGGCUCAUGAAGAAACGUGAUGCCUUCAACUAUGCAGAGCUUAUGCUAGGACACACACCCCCCUCCCCUCCCAUGCCUGUUGGAGACCUACCUUCCACUGGCAGUCUCAGCUUCAAAGCCUGGUCGAGUUCCCUUCUGCGAGCUCUCGUGGUGGCCCAUGUUGGCCCAGAACAUCAAGGUGACGGAAAAUUUGUUCUCUAUCCCAAUAAGAAUGUCUUCCAAAUUCUCUUUCCUGAUAAGACAGGCCAGAUGUAUUAUCCGUCAGGAAACCUGGCUAUGCUCAUCUUCUGUAUGAAAAGCGAAACGUUCACGUACAUCAUCCUGGAAGACAGUAAGGACCUGCAGGUCCGGGCCCUUAUCAACAACUCUGGCCAUGCCACCUUCUAUGAUGAAAAUGGAAAUAUCUGGCUAAGCCUGAACCCCAACCUGGGCUACUACUUCCUCAAAGACCAACACCAGAGAGCCUGGAACUGGUGGAAUCUGGACAUCCACGUCCAUGCGCCCCCUGUCAGGCACAUCUGCCUGAAAAUCAAUCGUUACAUCCAGGUUCACAUAAGGAGCCAGGAUAAGAUCAUCUUCUGCUUUGCCCACAAACGGAAGCGGGUGUCUAUAAAUAUGGGCACCAAGUACAAGUUCAUAAUCCCGGAGGUGCUAAGUGAAAUGAAGAGGAAAGCGAUCCUGGAGGCGGAAGCCAGGCCCCUGGGUCAGAAGAUCCAGAUCCUUCUGGGAAAAAUAAGUAAGGUCCUGAGUUACCAGACUGUCUCUGAUUUGGAAACCUUCAUAGCGGACACCAAGAUCUUGCUAACAAACAAAAUAUAA